Messenger RNA from Aspergillus heteromorphus CBS 117.55, 1202 nucleotides. RefSeq names its product ribonuclease P protein subunit p40. The transcript has 7 exons. Gene Ontology annotation, molecular function: ribonuclease P activity; ribonuclease MRP activity. Gene Ontology annotation, biological process: tRNA 5'-leader removal; endonucleolytic cleavage in ITS1 to separate SSU-rRNA from 5.8S rRNA and LSU-rRNA from tricistronic rRNA transcript (SSU-rRNA, 5.8S rRNA, LSU-rRNA); tRNA 3'-end processing. Gene Ontology annotation, cellular component: ribonuclease MRP complex; multimeric ribonuclease P complex. NCBI's taxonomy places the organism in Eukaryota, Fungi, Ascomycota, Eurotiomycetes, Eurotiales, Aspergillaceae. The record is from RefSeq and is a predicted model, not a curated record. The coding region runs from base 6 to 1166 and encodes 386 amino acids.
AAGCUAUGCUUGACUUCGAGGAUGACACGUCUCGGCGUGAGAAGUGCUACACGACUAUAGCGCAACUUCCUGCCUUUAUCAAUCCCGAGCAUCCGCCCACCAAGCGGUCACCCUUCUCGACCAUUCUCAGUCGCCCUUUCGUCCACACGGUUGGAAUCAUUUUACCGAAAGAGGUGUACUCGAACGUCCAAAAUUCUCUAGAGAGCAAAAUACAAAAGCUACGAUAUGCUAGAGUGUUCAUGUCACUUUCAUCUCUACUUGAGACCGAAUUUUUCAGCACAUAUAUCAAAACUGGAGAUGUUCUCAUGAUUUCGGAAGGCCGUUCAGGCUCAGACAGUGUCUUUACUCUCCACGAUGGUAUUUUGAAGCUAGAGCUUAGCAAAGAACUCUUCGAGAGAACUGGACUCACGGGUAAACCGAUCCGCAGCGGGGCAAGAAAGCAUGCAAAGGAAAGAUACGCCGUGGAGAUCAACCUGCGACUUCCCUCCAUGAUGCAUGGAAAGAAAGGCUUCGAGAGAAUAGUAUGGGCCUUCAAAAACGUCCUUACCCAGUCCGUUACGUGGCUCUUCUUUGACCUCGCUUCGGAAUCAAACGGCAUUGCCGAAGAUGAUCUCUCACUCAAGGGAAACCACCCCCAAAUCCUAAACUGUGAAGUCUCUUCCACAGAACUUGGCAGCACCCUCGUCCCACCCCUCCACAAGAUAUAUAUCCCAGGAGAAGCCCGUGAGGAGGAAUUGCAAGACCAAUGUUAUGAGCUUUCCGAAUGGCUUGCGAUGGUCUCACUCGGAUCGCCUCGAGUCGCUCCCAAUGACGAGGUAGAUCCGUUCCUUUGUCGCUACAGCGUACCAGACGCGGACGAGGCGCAGGCCUCCGAGCUUGUCAGUCUCAAGUGGCGUGGGCUUAUUCCGCCCCGGUGGAUUCUCGAGUUAUUUGUGACGGUGUUGAGAGAAACCUCGAAGGAUUCCAAUGCCUCUACCUGGUUUUCUCUUUCUUCAAGCGCACUGGGAAGAGAGGCUGUGGAGGCAAAAGAUGGGUAUACAGUUAUGGUGCUUCCGACAAUGGGCAUGGAGAAAGGGCAGAAGGUGAAAGGACAUGAUGACAGCUCUUCUCAACAGGGUGGUCCACAUUUUGUCUGUUGGGAGUUUGUCGGCGCUUCAGUUGUAUAGAUAGUGUUGGGAUAGAUCUUUUAUAACCUGCUCUUC